AUGCCGUCGGGCCCCUGCGGAGGGAGACGGCCAGCCUGGAGCAGUGCCAUGCCGUGCCGACACAGCUGGGCACUGGUGAGGGCGGGACCGAUGAGGAGGACGAGCUCUUUGUUGAGGACCGUGGAGUGGACGUUCUGGACGUUUCUGACUCCGAAUUCGAGGGGGAUUCCUGUGGGGCUCAAAGCGCUGGUCGUGCGCGGGGCUGGGCCUGGCGCAGGCUCGGCGGAAGCCACUGCUUGCUCUGCCUCACCGCCAGCGCUGGCCCGCAGCGAGGUUACCUUGGCCUACCUGGAGGCGCGCCCCGCUGCUGUCCUCAGGGGGAAGAGGCCGAGGAGUAGCCCGAGGAGGAUGCGUCCGAGGAGGAGUCCGAGUCCUCCUCCGCGGAGCACGUGCACGACGGAGCGGCGGGCGCCGCCUUCGUGCUUGGCACGAUGCGCGCCGACAUUGGUGCCAGCGGAGGGGGAGAGGAAGGCUCGGGGGAGUGUGCUGUGUACUCUGACGACCUCUCCUGCCCCCCCGACUCGGAAGCAGCCGCGCUCGCCAGGGAGCUCGAGGUCGAGCAGUGCGCGCGGUGGGCCGCGAGGGCCAGGGGAUUGUUCGAUUAGGAUUCAAAAAACGGUCUCCAGCAUUGCCUGCGAGUGGAUUGGCGAGCCGUCGGGCGAGAGCCACGAGCCCGCGGGCUGCGGCGCGCUGGAGGGAUGCUCAUGCGCGGAGGCCCCGAUCCAGGCGGAGGCCGAGCUGACGGUGCAGGUCGUUUUGCCGGGGCAGAGUAUGUCCAUUCUGAAGCCUGUUGCCGACUACCUAGCGGAGCUGAGGCGCGAGGUCAGCGAGCUUCGCCUCAGUCCGCUGGACCUCGAGGUGAUUGAAUCGCUCUCGCUGGGCGGGGAGGCGGAGAUCAUCGAGGAGAUGUCGCAGGAGUGGGACGAGGUAGAGGAGCUCUUGGAAUUAUGGAGCUCGACAGCGAGGCCGUCGUGCUUCUCGACGCGCUGGGCGUGCUCGGCGGCGCUGGCUGCGGCGUGGAGCCGCGCGAGGGGUUGGAGACGGCAAAGCAGGAGCUGGUGCGCUCCAUGUGGCCUCGGCUUCUGA
This is a messenger RNA of Prorocentrum cordatum, 1086 nucleotides long. The record is from the annotation of a GenBank genome assembly. Lineage: Eukaryota; Dinophyceae; Prorocentrales; Prorocentraceae.